Molecule: messenger RNA, 1197 nt
Organism: Prunus armeniaca (apricot)
Lineage: Eukaryota; Viridiplantae; Streptophyta; Magnoliopsida; Rosales; Rosaceae
Source: the annotation of a GenBank genome assembly
AUGAAUGUAAUAGAGAUUGCUCUUGUACCAAAGGUUCUGAGCCCGGAGUUGGUCACUCAAUUCUGCCCUAUUGCCCUGUGCAACUAUUCUUACAAGGUAAUCUCGAAGAUUCUCGCUAAUAACCUUCAGCCCCACUUAAAUGCAAUCAUUUCUCCCCAACAAUGUGCGUUUAUUCCUGGAAGGCAAGUUCAAGAUAAUAUUUUUAUUGCACAUGAGGCCUUCCACUCUCUGAAGCUGGAUAUAAAUAAAGCUUACGAUAGAAUUGAGUGGUCUAGGCAGUGGGGUGGUUUCAAGCCAUCGAGGGAAAUUCGCCAGGAGGACCCUAUAUCUCCAUAUCUAUUCAUAAUUUUCAGUGAUGUCUUAUCUUCUAUGCUUAACCAUGAAGCAGUGAGAAGCUUCCUUAAAGCUACGAGUCAAAAUUGUAGAGUGGUGAGCCAAAUUCUCAAGUCUUACUACAAGGCCUUGGGUCAAGUUGUCAAUUUGGAAAAAUCAAAUUUGUUUUUCAGUCCAAAUACUUUGGCUGAAGUGAAGGAAGAGAUGAGAGCAGCUCUUAACAUAAAUAUCACAGAUGACCCUGGAAAAUAUCUUGGCCUUCCAACAAUAUAUGGGAGAUCAAAAAAGGAGGCCUUGGCCUUUGUAAAGGAGAAAAUCUUGCAUAAGGUGCAAGGAUGGAAGCAAAGUUUACUCACGCAAGCAGGUCGCUCAGGCUGUUCCCUCUUAUCCCAUUUGGAAGGAUUUGGGGCUGCCAAAGAAGGAAGGAGGGAUGGGUUUUGGGAGCCAAAAAAAGGGGCUAGGUCUUCAUGGGCUUGGUCGAGCUUGUUGGCAGGCAGGGACGUCAUUGUCAACGGUGCGCGGUGGCAAGUGUUAGAUAGAAGUGGGACUAAAUUGUGGACAGAAAAGUGGAUUCCUUCCUCCCCUGGUCGCCUUUUAUUGCCAAAGACAGGUGUGGAGCAACAGUGCCGCUACAGUACCGAGUGCUACAAUACUCAGGUUCUAUUUAUUUUCCUCCCCCCUCUGGUUUGUGGGGAGCACCUCCCCUUCCCCCUAUUACUAUUCAUCAGCUUGGUUUUUUGGCCACCACCGUCGCAUCUAGCCACUGUUUUGGGUGGCACGGGUCCCAAACGAACCAACCCAACGCCCUCCUCCUACCCCACCCCUCUUCCAGCAUUAACAACAUCACGAGUCGCCGGAAAAUAG